AUGGUGGGGUGUCAGUUGAGGGUACUAGUGGGUUACUUCCCGCACGAGAAGUUGAAGGCCGAGUUAGAGCUCUCUGAUUCGGAAGGCAUUCUGGAACCAACGACUCCACUCAGCCUCUCUGAACGUGAUGAAGAAGAUGAGGAUGUGGAAUCCAAGAGGUCAAGGCUCAUACAAGAGAGCCAAAUACGUGUUGAGGCCGCUGAGAAAAGUAAGCACAAGAUACGAAGGUUGGAACAAGAGGUGUUGGAGCUAAGGAAACCCAGUAUCGCUAAGUUGUGGCAAGCGUUUGUGGCCCGGGAAAAACAAGCCAAGGCCGCGACUUACGGAUUCCUAGAUAAGGUGGUUGGAAGAGACCCACCUCAUGCCGAGGUGCUGGUCAUUCAAAGUGGUCCCGGAGAUCGCAAAGCCAAAAAAAUAAGGAAGUACUUGAAGGAGGGAAAGCAAAUCUUGAAAUAUGAUGACAUCGUUUUUACAAAGUAG
Messenger RNA from Lactuca saligna, 480 nucleotides. The record is from the annotation of a GenBank genome assembly. NCBI's taxonomy places the organism in Eukaryota, Viridiplantae, Streptophyta, Magnoliopsida, Asterales, Asteraceae.